CUCGCUUCUCUCACCAGUCACCACCACUUGGCCUUCCUCGUCUCCGGCCUUCCUCCACCGCGAGCUCCGACCACCACCGACGGCGACGAUGCAGGCGGCGGCGGCGUGGAGGCGUCACCUCCUCGACGGCAACAUCUCCCCCACCACCGCGGCGGCGAUCUCCGCCUUCAGAUCCGCCUCCCAGCCGGCGCUCGCACCCCAAGGAUUGGGUGGAGCGGAUGGCGCGAGGUACAUGUCCGCGAGGGCGCCGGCGGUCAAGGGGACGGGGCAUCUCGUCCGCAAGGGAACCGGAGGGAGGUCGUCUGUGAGUGGAAUCAUAGCUACGGUGUUUGGAGCUACUGGAUUUCUUGGCCGCUACCUUGUCCAACAACUUGCAAAGAUGGGGUCUCAAGUGCUUGUACCAUUCAGAGGUUCUGAGGAUUGUCACCGACACCUGAAGUUGAUGGGUGACCUGGGUCAGAUUGUUCCUAUGAAAUACAAUCCAAGAGAUGUGGAUUCAAUUAAGGCUGUCAUGGCCAAAUCCAAUGUGGUCAUUAACCUAAUAGGACGCGAGUAUGAAACAAGAAACUAUGGAUUUGACGAAGUAAAUCAUCAUAUGGCUGAACAACUUGCAAUGAUUUCAAAGGAGCAUGGGGGUAUCAUGAGAUUUAUCCAGGUUUCUUCCCUAGGAGCAUCGGCCUCUUCUCCUUCUAGAAUGCUGAGGGCCAAGGCUGCUGGGGAGGAAUCUGUGUUGAAAGAAUUUCCUGAGGCUACAAUUAUGAGGCCUGCAACUAUGAUUGGCACAGAAGAUCGGAUUUUGAAUAGAUGGGCACAGUUUGCCAAAAAUUGGGGUUUCCUCCCUCUUGUUGAUUCUGGGUCUACAAAGAUUCAGCCUGUUUAUGUUGUGGAUGUUGCUGCUGCUAUUGUCAACUCCCUCAAGGAUGACGGCACCAGCAUGGGAAAGACCUACGAACUUGGUGGACCAGAGAUUUAUACUGUUCAUGAGCUGGCUGAGCUGAUGUAUGAGACAAUACGUGAAUGGCCACGGUACAUCGAUGUUCCUCUUCCUAUUGCAAGGGCUAUCGCAUCUCCAAGGGAAAUGCUGCUAAACAAAGUGCCCUUUCCGUUGCCAACCCCAUCAAUUUUCAACAAAGAUCAGAUUAAUGCAUUUUCUGUAGACACCCUAGUGUCUGAUAAUGCUCUCACCUUUUCGGACCUCGGAAUCGUGCCUCACAAAUUGAAGGGUUACCCGGUUGAGUUUCUUGUGUGCUACCGGAAGGGCGGUCCAGCUUUUGGUUCUACUGUCAGUGAGAAGAUACGAAGUUCUGAGCUGUAGUCUUCCACUCCUGAAGACACUGUAGAAUUAAUCUUUUAGUUGCAGAAACGUUGUUGUGUUUGUUUUCUUACUAUCUGCUGCUGCUGCUGCCAGCCGCCCAACAGCGAGCAGGACCAUAUUCGAUGCAUAUGUUGGUUCCUGCUCAUGUUUUUCACCAAUAAGACGCACAAAAUCUUUGUCAAUUUUUUGAGUUGCAAAUGCAAGUGAGGCGAAUCGUUGCAGUCCUACGACACAAUAACAAAGAUAUGUUUCUUUCUUUACCCUA
Molecule: messenger RNA, 1580 nt
Organism: Oryza sativa Japonica Group (Japanese rice)
Lineage: Eukaryota; Viridiplantae; Streptophyta; Magnoliopsida; Poales; Poaceae
Product: NADH dehydrogenase [ubiquinone] 1 alpha subcomplex subunit 9, mitochondrial
Cellular component (GO): mitochondrion
Molecular function (GO): protein-containing complex binding
Source: RefSeq, a predicted model, not a curated record